Molecule: messenger RNA, 4164 nt
Organism: Spodoptera littoralis (African cotton leafworm)
Lineage: Eukaryota; Metazoa; Arthropoda; Insecta; Lepidoptera; Noctuidae
Source: the annotation of a GenBank genome assembly
AUGGCUCUUCAAAGUGAUCAUUUAGAUUUUUCUGGUCUAUUUAAAUUAGAUGUAUUGAUACAUCUAGAUAUUACUACUUACAGUUUUUAUGAAGUGGGUCAUAAAAAGUUUUUUGCCUUUACCAGUGAUAAAGAAUUGGUGUUCAUGUAUAUUAAUCCUCAAUUAGAAAGAUUUGAAAAGAAUUAUGACUGGGAUUUCUUCGACAAUCCAAUUUACUGUAUGUGUUUUGAACCAAGUGGUACAUGGGUGAUAAUUGUUAGUGAACAAAAGGUUCUACUGGUGCCAUAUCUUCCUCUUUUUAUUCCUCAAAACACUUUUGACUAUAAAUGGUCACUAUCAAGAGUUACCGUUUUGCCACUGGGAAAUAUAUCAAAGCCAACGUCACUGGUGUGUUGGUUGACUAAGGAGUCUGAAACUGUAUUGAUUAUUGGAUCAAAGACGGGCACAGUAACAUUUUAUUCUCUAGAUUCGCAAACUAUUGUAGGAGAGUGCAAAGUGCCAGGAGAAAUAACAGACUUGCAGAUAUGUUUUGAUGAUUCUUUGGAUUUGUUAACACUCUUGAUAUCUAUUAGUUCAGCACAACAGUGUAAGUUGGUGUUGGAGCACCGGUCUUUUGGCUACAACUGGCUGCAACAAACUCGGGCACAGAAUGAUAAAGAUAAAAGAGACAGCUUCAUGUCUUACAUCAAGCAGUUGUCCAAGGAUAAAAUAACUUUCUUUAUACAGGGUGGUUCCAAAGAUGAUAAUAAGUCACAAACAGUGGAAUAUGUGUUGAAGCCAACAGAGUAUUUGCCUCUAUUUCGUAAAGGGUCCAACAACUGGGCAUUAACAGCACAAUAUGUAAAUGGUAGACAUUUCUUGACAGCCUUCGAGUUAACUGAAGGAACACUAAUUUUAGAAAGUCCAGAAGAAGAUACCCCUUCAAGAACUCUAAGGCCUCAUAUUAAAAAGGAUGGUUUAUACAUACAGGGUCUAUGGUCACAGAGGAUAAUAUACCUAGUGAGAAAGAAAGAAAUAGAAGUGCACUCAGCUAGUUUUUCUGUUAUUCAGGGUGAAGCUCUAUUGGGUGCUAAAAGGGACACUUCAGAACUCUGGCGAGCGGAAUUAAUCGGUGAUGUGAAACGAGCACACUUGAUGUCAGCUCGCGAGCCUCCCGCCAUGUCCGGCGGAUGGCGGGAGCCGACCUUUAUGUGUGACUUGCAAUUGCCACGGUUCAGUCUCGAGUCUUGUCUUAUAGUCACCAAUAAAGGAGUCUACAUUUUGAAUACAGUGAGUGAAGCCUGCGAAUGGUUAGUCGGUGUGAUAAUGCGCGGCGGUGUGGGCGCAGAACAAUCUUGCGCCGCACUAGGGGCGCCCUUACCCGCAUUGCUACGUGCCGCCGCGGACAUGCUACUGUCUCGAGGAAAGAUGCAGCCUGCUUUGUACCUGUAUUCAUUGUCACAAAGUCAGCCAGACGGAUGGGUUGCUCGUCUUGGAGUAUUCGGUAGACUUAACGAGUUAGCAGUUUACAAACAGACUGGCAAUAUAGGUAGUCUUGGCGACGCUGCUAUAACUGUCAAACUUUUAGCUUCACUGCUAAACAUGACUGUUGAUAACCAGGAUAACUUUGAUACUGACGUCAAGUUAACAGCAUUGAGUCCAAUAGAAUUACUAGAGCUAUCGUCUUUCGCUGCCUCAGUGGGACUUUGGGACAUGCUACCAAUGUUCAGUAUUCAUCGCGGGUAUCCAAACUUGUUACUAUCGGCCUUAAAGUCCCGGAGUGAUAUCUGUCGUGGUGCCAUCAACUGCCUAUUGGGACAACGGUGCUUGGUACCUUUAUUGCUAGAAGAAAAUGGACAAUGGCUCUUUGACUACAUCGUUGAAAACUGUAAAAAGUUCGAUACUACUAUUUUGAAGUGUCUAUCACUAUGGUUGAACCCAUUACAAGAUCAGUUACGACCAGUAAUGCGUGAUUUGAAACAAGGAAUAACUUCGAUUUAUACGACAAGGUUGCAGCAAUUGAUAGCCACAUUUAUACACAUUGUAUGUGUCAUAGACGCAAGGGAUCCAUGUCCAGAAAUACAUUUAGAAGUUACACAAACUCCCGAGACUUGGAAGAAUCAGUUUACUCCCAAAAGAGGUUUAAGUUGUGGACUGGCUCAUUGGGCAGUGGUGGAUGAAGGAAACGCGAAGAUAAUGAUGACAAAUACACCGAUAAACACGGAAUUGAUCGGGAGAGUCAUUGAUGUGGCGUGCGGCAGACAUCAUACGUUGGUGUUGACGGAAAAUGGGAUAUACGCGGCUGGCGACAAUUCGUUCGGUCAGCUAGGCGUGGGCGCGGCGUGGAGUGGCGGUGUGGGCGAGGCGGCCGUGUCCAGCGGCGCACUGCGGCCCACCGCGGGGAACUUCACCGCGCCACUCCUUGCACUGGCUGCGGGACACUAUCAUUCAGCGGCACUUGAUGUCGGUGGACGACUAUAUACUUGGGGAUGGGGUGUCCACGGCCAGCUGUGUCAUGGCACCAUUGAUGACGAGUGGACACCAAAGUUAGUCACAAAGUUCCAAGGUAGAAAGGUACUAAGUGUGGGAUGCGGUGCCUGUCAUACAGUGGUAUUAAUGAAGAACGGCGAGGUAUGGGCGAGCGGUGCCGGAGUGUUCGGUCAGCUCGCCACUGGAGGCCGACACAAGUCCUCCGUACCUGUACGCGUGCGAUUACAAGAUCCUGCUAAAUCCAUCGCUGUUGGAUACUUCCAUAACUUGGCGUUAACAAGUAAAGGUGAGGUGUGGAUAUGGGGAGCGAGUCCCCAACAAGUCCGAGCUGCGGCGGCGCGGCGUCAAGCGGAGCCUUCACCCGACUUACCAGCACCGACCUCGCCUACCGCGCCUACAGCACAACCCGACCCACAUCUACUGCCAUACCGGCUUGAUACUACUCAUAUACGCGGGGAAAUUGUACAGAUGGCGGCCGGUUGGCAUCACUCAUGCUUACUAAAUAAUGUUGGUACGUUGUACACUUGGGGUCUCAACUUCGAUGGACAGUUAGGAAGUGGAGACCGAAAGCAAAUCACGAUUCCUACUGAAGUAAAAAUGGUCACUGACUCUCAAACAGAUAUUGUUAAAAAUAACACCGCUAAAACACCAGACAAUGAAAUAAAAGAUUUUAAAACGAGUGCCCUGGUAGCUUGUGGAGGGGACUUCACCGUUUAUAUUGACAACGAUGGCAAAAUAUUUGCAUCUGGUAACACUCACCUGCAGCCGCACAGCGAAAAGGACAAAGGAGGCAACCGCGUUAUAAUGAUGAAAACAACAAAACGUGUUAUUAAAAUCCCAGCGAGCCGCAGCAGCAACAAAUUCUUGUUCCAACCUAUUGACAGAAUCGAUAUCAUGUUUCCCUUCGAUAUCGAAGAUUUACAAAGGAACCCAAUUGAAGCCAGACUAAACCCACUAGCUUCCAUGACAGAUUUCAAAAAGAAAUCGUGGGCUGACGAUAUGAUCCUCAUACUGAAACCUUGGCUGAACAAGGACAAUUUCAAAGACAAUCUAAAUUUAGCGGCCAAAUUCGCGUACCAUAACAAAAUAUACUCAGAAUGCUUAAGGUUGUUAUUAGAUCACUUAAAAUGUGAAGUACAAGAUGAUCAAACAUAUGUUACACAUACUACUAUAGAAGAAAAUGGAGAAGCGAAUAAGCCAGCUACUUCUUCUACACAAGAACAACUUAAGUUGGCAAUAAAAAGCAUUAUGGCGAAUCGUAUCAAAGAAGUGUCAAUGUCUAUUCUCAAUGAAGUGCCGUAUCCGCUGAUAGAUCCUUCUGUUUUCAAAACUCUGCCUUGUUGUUGUGAUGAAUUAAAAUAUCGCAAGAAAGGAGCAUCUUCGAAAACGACAGUCAACUUACCAGAAAUUGACAUUUCUGUAAAAGCAGCUGAGAUAAUAGACAAAUGUAUGAGUAUCUUCCCUGUAGAUACAGAGCUGUGGGAAUUAUGCUUCCGACUUUCUAAAAAUUACUUCUUAGAAAAUCAUUUGUCUAUAUCAAAACUGGAGGUUGUGUUGCGUAAGUAUAUGGAAUCUAACGCCACAACGAUGGCAGCCGCCAUCAUGUACUCGAACGAUUGUAACCAAUACAGCAAAAUACUAUCGCCAACAUUUUACUUGAAUAUGUGCAAUCAAGUUUUGAAUACUUGGGGUUGA